Molecule: messenger RNA, 2675 nt
Organism: Metopolophium dirhodum (rose-grain aphid)
Lineage: Eukaryota; Metazoa; Arthropoda; Insecta; Hemiptera; Aphididae
Product: carbonic anhydrase 2-like
Exons: 6
Coding region: 373-1341 (322 amino acids)
Cellular component (GO): cytoplasm
Molecular function (GO): carbonate dehydratase activity; zinc ion binding
Source: RefSeq, a predicted model, not a curated record
GCUCCCCGGCUCCCGGACUACUUCACACUUCACACUUCACAGACAAUCGGCGUCUGCGUUAGCUGCAAUACGUCCGUACCGCGUGGUCCGCGUAUUAUAAUAUCCGUCACACAUAGCAUACAAUUAAUAUAUUAUUAUAAUAUUACAAUAUCAGUACACAAAUACACGACAACGACAAUUAUAUUAUCGUCGUUGCACGUCAAGUCGCGCCGAAAAAUCAAACAGAACAACCGAAAUAUAGGAACAAUACUGCACCGUGACUUCACAAAUCCACCGCAUAUCGUGUUGUGAAGACAGUAUUGUUGUGGUUUUUUAAAUCUCCCGAGUCCGAUCGUCAUAACACGCUCUUCGGCCAGCGACGAGAACAUAACAAUGCUCGUGGAACUCGCAGCUGCAGUGCUUUGGACCGUCGGUCUAGCAUGUGGAUCACCAAGUCACGGAGAAAACGAACAAUCAUUUGGUUACGACUCUGGAGAGCUUGAUCCUUCGCAUUGGGCAAAUGAGUAUAAAACAUGUUCAGGAAAAUAUCAAUCGCCAAUCGACAUCGAGGAGAAUCUUGUGACAAAAGUAAAUCUACCACUUUUACAUUUUCACAAUAUUGACACACUUCCCACAACAACAACCAUAACAAAUAAUGGACAUACAGUGGUAUUACAAUUGAAUUAUACUUCACCAGUAAUGAUUAGUGGAGGACCACUGACUCCAACCUACAGAUUUACUCAACUACAUUUCCAUUGGGGUGUUAAUGACUCGUUGGGCAGUGAAGACCUCAUUAACAACCAUAGUUAUCCGAUGGAAUUGCAUAUGGUAUUUUCAAACACAGAUUACGAUGAUGAAAAAAUAGCCUUAACAAAAAAUGAUGGAUUGGUUGUUUUAGCCAUGUUCUUUGAAAUAACCCAAGAAGACAAUCCUGUAUACUCAGAAAUCGUCAACACCUUGGGUCAAAUAAAUAUGCCUGAUCAAACAUCAAAUUUACAAGUUGGAUUUACUAUUAGAUCCAUGUUACCUGAAUCGACUGAACUCUAUUUCACAUACAAGGGUUCCUUAACUACACCGCCUUGCUUGGAAGUCGUUACAUGGAUAGAUUUCAAACAUCCGAUUCAACUAUCUCAUAACCAAGUUCAAGCUUUUCGUAUGUUGCGUUCAAAACAUGGACAACUAACACACAAUUCUAGGCCUGUACAAGAGUUGUCGGGGAGACCUGUGUGGUAUAACGUAGGCGGCUUUGCGGCUUUGAAUACGCCAACUAUUCAAAAAAAUACUGCUGCAUCAUUUGGUUUUGCCAUUUCCAAAAUUUUUAUAUUAUUGUGUUGCAAACUCGCUACAUUGACUCUAUUCUGAUUCUUCUAAUGUAUUCAAAACCAACUUCAACCAUCAACAGAGUUUUGUUAAAUUAUUAUGGUCCAUGAAAAGGAUAAUUACACUAUAUAUUAAUCAAUAUGUAUAUGUAUAUACAUAAAACAAAAGUUGUAUAACUAUAUUUAUGUGAUAGAUCUCAACAGUUUAUUAGUCUUACACGUUUUGUGUGUUUUACUUCUAUUUAAUGAAACAUUUUUUUGUAUUUUAGUAUUUUACUAUUAUUUUUCGUAAAAAUUAUGUACUAAGAUUUUUUUCUUACCCAUAAUUUUAUUAUUUUACCAUUUAUUUUUUAUUCUAACAAUUUUAAAUGCCUAUAUUUAAUUCUUGUGAGUUAUUUGAUUUGAAUAACUAUCAUUGAAAAAUAUUCUAAAAACAAUUGUAUCGUUACAGAACAAUAGUUUUCACUUUUAUAAGCAAAUGAUACACUUCAUUUGUAUUCAAUAAAAAUCACGGCAGUAUUUUGUAAUUUUGUCGAUCAUUGUAUAACCAUACUAAAUAUAUCUAGAAUAGAGGGUAUUUUUAAAUAAUGGUCUCGCAUUAUGAUAUAUUUUUGAACGGCCUAAUUUAAUGAUAAUGUAAAUUAAAUACUGUUACACAAAAACCCUACUGAUACAACAAAUAUAAUUAUCAUUAUUUAUUUUAUUUUUACGAUAAAUCCAACAAGACAAAUUUAUUAUAUAAAACAUAAAAUAAUGUUCAAGUAAUAAUUCUCAGGAGGUUUUUUUUAUGGGGCUAAACUCAAUUUACCCUUAAAGCAAUAUGUACAUAUCAUUUAAAGAAUUACCUAAUUAUGUAAUUUAUUUAUAUACAUAACAAUUUAUUAUUGUUCUGUAUUGAUUAAAAACAAGAUUACAACAUUUUUCAUUUUGUAAUAUUUUAUAAAAGUUUAUAUUUAAUCAGAAUUUUAUAAUUGUUUAAUACUAAAUACUGAUACAUACUACUAUGGUAAAAUAUAAAUUAAUUAUUCUAUAAAAGCAAAAAAGUAUUAUACAAUUAAAAAUUGCCUCGCCAAGAUAGAAUUGUGGAGCUAAUUAAUAUAUUAUAAGAAAUAAAUUAGCUUUAGAUAAGUUUAAAUUAAUGAUAUUUGUAUUUAUAUACCUAAUUUAAGAAAAUAUGUUUGCUAUAUUAUAAAAUACAAAAAAUGUAUUUAACAUUUAAUAUUUUUUAGUACAUAUAGGUAUUAUAAGAUACUGUUAUACGACAACUAAUUUUAAUUAUAACUAUAGUUUUAUCUUAAAUUGUAUAAGUAUUACAAUUAAUUAUUUAUUUUUAUUUAAUGAUAUAUAUUGCCAUAAAUAAUAAAAAAUGUAAAAUGU